UAAUCCUCCUCCACAACGACAUGCAGAAGGCCAUCUUCAUCGACCUUUCUUCAGAGGGGUCUGUGAAAUCCUCCGAUAGCUACUCCGUUACAACUAUUCCGCAGUCACCUCGUAAGCAACGUCGACCUUGUAUCAUUUCAGCAUCUACGGACACGGGCACCCCUUCGAAGACACGGUCUUGGAAGGCGUAUUGGACAAGGAGUAGCAAGCGAUAUCGGGACCCAGAGACACCCAUCUCCUACAAAAGGCGUAAGAUGGAACCCGCUGAAGGCGAGGACCCAUCACUUUGGUCUCCUGAGUUUGAACGUAUCUUCCCAGCUUUCUACAAUGACCGGUCGGACCUACACUGCCGCACAGUGUCGGACUAA
This is a messenger RNA of Corylus avellana, 368 nucleotides long. The record is from RefSeq and is a predicted model, not a curated record. Lineage: Eukaryota; Viridiplantae; Streptophyta; Magnoliopsida; Fagales; Betulaceae.